AUGCAUCCAAUAGUGACAAAUCUCACAGCUGUGACAGAAUUUAUCCUCAUGGGAUUUUCUACAGAUAAAAAUAUACACAUUUUGCAUUUAGUCCUCUUCUUUUUGAUUUACUUCGGUGCUCUGAUGGGGAAUGUCCUCAUUAUUAUGAUCACAACUUUGGACCAGAGUCUCCACACGCCCAUGUACUACUUCUUGAAUAAUUUAUCCUUUUGGGAUCUCUGCCUAAUUUCAAUCACCGUUCCCAAAUCCAUUGCCAACUCUUUGUCUCAUAAUAACUCCAUCUCAUUCACUGGCUGUGUUGCCCAGGUCUUUCUGAUGGUUUUUUCUGCCACCACAGAACUGAAUCUCCUGACAGCAAUGUGCUUUGACCGUUAUGCUGCCAUAUGCCAUCCCCUGCACUAUGAAAUCAUCAUCACUAAAGACAUGUGUGUUCAUUUGAUAGCUGUGUCUUGGCUGGGUGGGGGUCUGACUGCUGUGAUGCAUACAGUUAGUACCUUCUCCUUAUCCUACUGUGGGUCUAACAUAGUUCAUCAGUUCUUUUGUGACAUCCCCAAGUUAUUGGCUAUAUCUUGCUCAGAAAAUUUAACAAGAGAAAUUGUACCUAUCAUCAUUAGUGUGGUGUUGGAUAUAUGCUGUUUUAUUUGCAUCAUUAUUUCCUAUGUGAACAUCUUUUCCGCUGUCAAGAAGAUUCCAUCAACAGAAGGUCAGUCAAAAGCCUACAGCACUUGCCUUCCACAUCUGGUGGUAGUUGUAGUAUAUUUAUUCACUGGCUUCUUUGCUUAUCUGAAGCCAACAUCAGGGAUUCCUUCUAUUUAUGACCUUUUAAUUUCUAUGUUCUACACUAUGGUGCCCCCAACUGUUAAUCCUUUUAUAUACAGUCUAAGAAAUAAUGCCAUGAAAAUGUCACUACAGAGGCUACUGAAAAGAAUAUUCACCACAAGGUAA
This is a messenger RNA of Suricata suricatta (meerkat), 945 nucleotides long. RefSeq names its product olfactory receptor 14A16-like. The transcript has a single exon. Gene Ontology annotation, cellular component: membrane. Gene Ontology annotation, molecular function: olfactory receptor activity; odorant binding; G protein-coupled receptor activity. NCBI's taxonomy places the organism in Eukaryota, Metazoa, Chordata, Mammalia, Carnivora, Herpestidae. The record is from RefSeq and is a predicted model, not a curated record. Gene Ontology annotation, biological process: G protein-coupled receptor signaling pathway. Bases 1 to 945 code for a protein of 314 amino acids.